UAUAGUUGUAUCAUUAUUAUAUACUUGUAGCAGUAAUAAUAUACCAGGUGGAGAGACUUGGUCCUCUCCACAUGUGUCUAUAUAUAUAUAUAUACACACAUAACUAUACCAGUUUAUAUAUAUCAAAACAAAAGUAGAGAGAGAGAGAGAGAGAGAGAGAGAGAUGAGUAUGAUGAUGAGAGGAGAAGUGAUUCUGAACAUCCCAGCUGAGAAAGCAUGGGAAAUGUACAGAAACGAUGAAAUCAUCUCCAAAAUUAACCCUCAAAUGCUUUCUGCUGCUUAUUAUCUUCAUGGAGAUGGCGCCCCUGGCAGUCUUCGACUUUUCAAGCUUGGCCCUGAGGUGUGCAAGUACGUGAAAGAAUCAAGAGAGAAAAUAGAGGUGGUGGAAAGAGGGAGAUCAGUAAGAUACAGAGUAGUAGGAGGAGAGUUGAGAGAGAUGUACGAUCCAUACAUCGUCACCUUCACAUUUCUUCCAGUUGCAGGCAAAGAAACAGAAGAGUGUAUUGCAGAAUGGAAAGCUGAGUUUCAACCACUCACUCCAACUACUCCGCCACCACACCAAGCCAGAGAUGCUGCACUCAGAUUCUUGAAGUGUUUCGAAAACUUUUGACUCAAUAACUCAUCAUAGAAUUAUGACCCUCGACCAUAUAUAUAUAUAUAUAUACAUAUAUGUAUAUUGGAAUUGUUUCUGUUUCUCUGUCUAA
Carica papaya (papaya) is the source of this 704-nucleotide messenger RNA. RefSeq names its product MLP-like protein 423. Gene Ontology annotation, biological process: abscisic acid-activated signaling pathway; defense response. The record is from RefSeq and is a predicted model, not a curated record. Gene Ontology annotation, molecular function: abscisic acid binding; signaling receptor activity; protein phosphatase inhibitor activity. Gene Ontology annotation, cellular component: nucleus; cytoplasm. NCBI's taxonomy places the organism in Eukaryota, Viridiplantae, Streptophyta, Magnoliopsida, Brassicales, Caricaceae.